UCUCCUGCUGAAGUAAGAGUACGCAAUGUGAUAAAGGAUUCUUGGGGAACAUAUCGUCUUGAUUCCCGAAAUGAAUCCGAUUGUGUGGACGUUAGUUGUCUGUGUUAUGAUGUACGGACUUGUGACUGAGGCGUGUCCUAGUGGCUGUAGCUGUGAGAGGAGUGACCCCUGUAAUGGGACAUAUGUAGACUGUUUUGAUAAAGGGUUAACUGAAGUACCUACCAACAUCCCCUCAGAUACAUGUGGAUUGUGGCUAGAUGGCAACGAGAUAUCCAAUAUUAAGACCAAUGCCUUUAAUUUUUUGUCAAAUUUACAGACACUUGAUCUUUCCGGAAACCAAAUCACCACAAUACAGAAUAAUUCCUUCGCCAGCUUACGCAAUUUAAGAAAACUGUAA
Molecule: messenger RNA, 397 nt
Organism: Saccostrea cuccullata (small rock oyster)
Lineage: Eukaryota; Metazoa; Mollusca; Bivalvia; Ostreida; Ostreidae
Product: slit homolog 1 protein-like
Exons: 3
Coding region: 71-397 (108 amino acids)
Cellular component (GO): extracellular matrix
Molecular function (GO): protein binding
Source: RefSeq, a predicted model, not a curated record